AUGUCAACAUCUAACUUGUCUCAGCUUGUAGAUCAGCAUCGUCCUGAUUUGCGGCCUCUGGAAGAGCUGUACAAGCAUCUCCACCGAAACCCUGAGCUAUCAAACCAGGAAGUUGAAACAGCAGCGACUAUUGCAGAAAGACUCAAAGCAAUUGGCCCCGAAGAUUUAAUCAUAAAACCUCAUAUUGGUGGUCAUGGUUUAGCAGCUGUUCUCCGCAAUGGCGAUGGCCCUACUGUUCUUCUAAGAGCAGACAUUGAUGCUUUGCCAGUUGAAGAGACGACUGGUUUAGAGUAUGCGAGUACCAAGCGAAUGAUUCACGCUGCUAGUGGGACCGAGAAACCUGUCAUGCACGCGUGUGGCCAUGAUAUGCAUAUUGUGACUUUGCUGGGUGCCGCAGCGACACUAUUCUCCUCAAGAGAACAUUGGACCGGAACUCUAGUCCUCGCAUUCCAGCCAGCAGAAGAGCGAGGCACCGGCGCUCAAGCCAUGGUGGACGACGGUCUAUACACAAAACACGAAGUCCCUGUUCCAGAUUAUGUUCUUGGAGCACAUGUUCGACCUCUCCGCACCGGCACAAUUGGCACCCGAAGAGGACUCGUCGCAACGAGCGCAGACAACUUCAGAGUCACCAUCCAUGGCAAAGGCUCUCAUGCAAGUAUGCCUCACACAGCUGUGGAUCCAAUUGCCAUUUCUGCCAACGCUAUUCUCAAGUUGCAGACUCUUGUCAGUCGGGAAGUUGAUCCCGCUGAAUCGAGCGUUGUGACCGUCACGAGUAUCCACGCAGGAGACGCCGAAAAUGUCAUAGCCGAUUCCGCAGUCCUAGGCAUUGACACAAGAUCUACCACAACAGCAACACGCGAGCGUCUCUUGAAGCGCAUCAGAACAGUCAUUGAAGCAGAAUGUUCAUGCGCCAAUGUUAUAAAGAGUCCCGAAUUCGAGCAAACCCGCGCUUUUCCCCUGACGAUAAACGAUAGUAUUGUUACCCAAAGGGUUGAACAGACAUUUGCAGCACAUUUUGGCGAAGGACCAGGACAAUAUGAUAGGGACAUGCCAAAGCUGGCUUUCAGUGAAGACUUUUCGAUUUUAGCAACUGCUGUGGAUGCGCCUUAUUGUUUCUUUACGUACGGAUGUGUCGAUGAAAAUGCAUGGGAUGAAGCUGAGAGGGAGGGGACUAUUGCUCAAAGUAUUGCUGCGAACCAUUCAUCCAAGUUUGCUCCAGUGAUUCAUCCCACGCUCAAGACUGGGUUGGAUGGAUAUGCGCUUGGUGCUCUGACGUUUCUAGUGAAAUGA
This is a messenger RNA of Fusarium pseudograminearum CS3096, 1290 nucleotides long. RefSeq lists its product as uncharacterized. The record is from RefSeq and is a predicted model, not a curated record. NCBI's taxonomy places the organism in Eukaryota, Fungi, Ascomycota, Sordariomycetes, Hypocreales, Nectriaceae. Gene Ontology annotation, molecular function: hydrolase activity. The transcript has a single exon. Bases 1 to 1290 code for a protein of 429 amino acids.